AUGGAGCGGGAGCGGUUGCUUCGCGGGGUGUCGGUGCUGCAGGCCUGCGUCCGGGGCUUCUUGGUCCGACGCCACAUCCAGAGACUGCGAGAUGAGUAUGAGGCUGUUGUACGCGAAAUCGAGGGUGACCUGGGCACGCUUCAGUGGACAGAGGGUUGGAUUCCCAGGCCCCAGUUUCUCCCAGAGAAAGCAAAAUCCCAUCGGACCUGUAAACCCCAAGAGAGGGCACCAAAUCCAGAACAGCAAUGGCGGGGCCGCUUCUCAUGUAAAGAACCUGAGAGAGAAGCUGUCUUUGGGGAGAUGAUGCUGAAGCAAUCAGGACAGAGCUCAGCAAACUCGGGAAGUCUUCCCUGCAGAGGUGACAGUCCCCCGCCUCAGGAUGAGCACAGCAGGCAAGCCAGGAAUCCCAGCCAAGAGGAGACCAGAGCUAUGUCAGGGAUGGAAAACCCAGAAGCUGUAGGUCCAGAACUGCCCCACAGCCAGACCAAGCUUCAGGAACUCCAGUACCACCACAGCCACUUGGCCAUGGAACUGCUGUGGCUACAACAGGCCAUCAAUAGCCGUAAGGAGUACCUAAUUCUCAAACAGACACUGACAUCCCCGGAGGCGAGCCAGAUGAGAGACAAGCCCAGCAUGUGCCCAGACCACAGGGCUCAGACCUGUGUGAGGGCUGGGUCACAAACAAGCCCACCACUGAAAGACAAGUUCUACAGAGAGAGGACCAUUAAAGACCCAGACCAUGUAGAUAACUCCUCCUGGAGGCUGAAAUCACAACCCCACAAGUCCCUGGAAAGCCUGGCCACUACAGACAAAACCACUGCUGGGGUCAAGUACAGGGAUCCAUGCAACAGGAGGGCUAGAGCACAGCUGCCCACACUAUCCAAUAACCAGGCCUUAGAGAACAGGCUCACUAGAGAGCCACACCGUGGAGGGCCCUGCCUGCAGUUGAUGAGAGUCCCGGAGGACCAGAUCCCCAAAGGCCUCGAACCUAGGGGCUACUGUUCUGAAAAAGCCAGGAUGCAGGUGCCCACACUCGGUGAGGACCUGGAUAUUGAGGAUAAGUCUCCCAGAAAGCCAGAACGCAAAAAGCCUGAUUUGCAAAGAGCUAGGCCACGAGAGUUGGACCUCUCAGAGGACCAUGGCAUCUGGGAUGAGACCUUGGCAGAGCAUGGUGGCCAGGAUCUCUGGGAGACUAAGCCACCCAAGGGCCAGAUCCCUAGUGAGAAAAGCUCCAGAGAUAGAACCUCCAGUGAACCUAGCCAUGAACAAUCGACAAACCAGAGGGCUGUACCAUGGCGAUCGAGGCCACCUAAGAAACUGUCUUUGACAGAGUCUGCCCACACAGGAGAGGACCACUGGAAGGACAAGCCAUGGAAAACAGGACCACCAGGCUAG
Messenger RNA from Puma concolor (puma), 1395 nucleotides. It is a transcript of the gene IQCC, whose product is annotated as IQ motif containing C. The record is from RefSeq and is a predicted model, not a curated record. NCBI's taxonomy places the organism in Eukaryota, Metazoa, Chordata, Mammalia, Carnivora, Felidae.